Messenger RNA from Homalodisca vitripennis (glassy-winged sharpshooter), 3588 nucleotides. Its product is annotated as serine-aspartate repeat-containing protein F-like. The transcript is spliced from 4 exons. NCBI's taxonomy places the organism in Eukaryota, Metazoa, Arthropoda, Insecta, Hemiptera, Cicadellidae. The record is from RefSeq and is a predicted model, not a curated record. Bases 1 to 3588 code for a protein of 1195 amino acids.
AUGGAGAAAGAAAUUAAGCAGCUUAGAGCGAUUGUUGAUGCUAAAGACUGUCAGAUAGCAUUGUUGACCUCUAGAGUAAACCAGUUGGAACAGUACGGUCGUAAUAAAAAUCUAGAGUUUAAUGAGGUUGCUGAAGUACAAGGUGAAGAUGUGGAAGGAGUGGUACGAUGCAUAGCCAAUAAAAUGGGUGUGUCUUUGAAAGAGGAUGAUAUCGAAAUUGCACAUCAUUUGCCAAAAACAAGAAAAGAAAACCGACCAGCAACCAUAAUUGUUCAGUUCGCCAGAAGGAAGAUCCGUGAUAGACUAUUGGAAGCUAGAAAAACGGAUGUGACUAAUGCUGAAACUACAGGACUCAAGGGAGGAAGAAUUUUUGUUGCUAGUAUGGGUGAUGAAGACAAAGCAGAGCCAAAAGUACGGCUGUCACAGCGGCGAAACAAAAUAAUAAUCACCAAAUGUAAGAAAACUUCACCACAGGCCAUAUCAAAACCCACAGAAGAUUCCAGGAAAGUAAAUGGAGAAUCGAUUAAUGAAAACAAAAGUAAAGAUCUGGUAAGUAUUGAACCAGUUGAAGAUAAAACUCCAGAAGAGUUGGAUUCAAUCCAAACGUCCAGACCUGCAAAAAGAAAACAUACAGAUACUUUAGAGGAAGAUAUCAUCAUAAUAGAAAAUGACACUGUGAGAAAUGAAGAAGAAAUAGAUGAUGGAAGUGAUGGAAAAGAUGAAACAUCAUCAGUUGAGUUUAAGGGGUUUAAGAAAAGAAUACUAGCUCAAAUAGAGAAAUUGAAAGAUGACAAUACUAAUCAGGAUAAAAAUGACUCUAUAUCUGGUCCUGCACCAGGAGCUGCAAAACCUAACCUCAGGCCACGAAUAUCAAAGAUAAAUAAGGUAAAAAAGAAGACAACAGCAAAUGGCAAGAAAGGAAGUGAAGGAGACAGCGAUGAAAAUCAAGCAGUGUCUCAGGCUGAGUAUGCUCAGUAUCUUGGCCUGCAACCAACUAUGCAGUUCACGUGUUACCGUUGUGAUGAGAAAGGAUUUCCAUCGAUGUUGGCUUUGAAUAUGCAUCAACGAGGAUGUGGAGAAGCUGAGAAGUCCAGCUUCAUUACAAAUCUUCAGUCUGAUACAAUGCCUCCCUCUGAUCCUAAUAUGAAUAUGAAUCCAAAUUUUAGAAUAACAAGAAAAGUUUAUCUAUGUUCUGCUUGUGCUAAAUGCACCCUUUGUGGAGUGAAAUGUGGCCACAACUACACUUGUCCAAAGAGUAAUACACCUAGGGCUCUAACUCAAAGCUUAGGUGUUGGUAGCCAUCCAACGUCUAUCAGUAAGGCACAGUCUGCAACUCUUACCAAAUACAACUUAGCAGUCUCUAAAAACAGUAAACCUGGACAACUAUGGAUGGGUAAGAAAACCAAGGCCCUUCAGUCAUCAGAUAAUAAUGAAUGGAUGGAUAAGAAAACCAAGACCCUUCAGUCAUCAGAUAAUGAUGAAGACUAUGAUAUAAGUCUUGCUGCCAGCUUUUGUCAUGUAGAUAUUCCUGAUGGUUCUGGGGAACAUGAUAAAAGUGGAACAGAAGAAAGUCCUAUUGUUAUAGGAGAUGACAGCCCAAUACCGAAUACUAAUUUAGCUAUUGAAGAAGAAAGAGAGCCUUCUGAGACGUUACAGCAGAAUCGAGAAGAAAAUAAUUCAACUGAGACGGACAUUCAGCCUGCUGAAACUAAUCCAGAAACAACUGAACCUACUGUUGAGCAAGAAAAUCGGCAAGUAAAUCCAAAGAAUAGUGAAGAAAAUGGAGAAGAAGAUUGUUCAUCUGAAACAGAAUCAGAAGACACUAAUAAUAAACCUAUAGAAGAGGAACAACCGAUACAAGACAGUAAUGUUGACAGUGAUAAGCAUAAUGAUGAAAUAGUGGAAAGAAACUUAUCAGAGGAGUUAAUAUCAAAAGAAUUGAGUGAUCAGAAAGAAAUGGAUCACAAUGAUAUAGAUGAAUCUUCAAAAGAGCAAGAACAGCUUGGUGAUAGUGAACUUAAAGAAGAUUCUAUUACCACUACAAUGAAUGUUGAUAAAACUUCCAAUGUUAAUGCUGACGUUUUACCACCACAAAAUAAUAAGGAUGCCUCUAUGUCAUCUGACUUAGAUGAUGAACCUGAAACUCAUUUAAGUGUUAAUCAAGAAGAUUCUGAUUCAUCUUCAGAUGAAAGUCAUGAUGAUGAUGAAGAAGAUGAUAAAAAGAAGACAGACAGCAAUCUGUCAGUUGAUCUUGAUAAAGACAACUUAUCUUCGGAUAGUGAUGAUAGUGAUAAGUCUAUUUUGGAAGUGGAUGAAAAAUCCAAGGAGCUCUCAAAAGUCAACUUGGAAGACAAUAAAAACGACCCUGAUGAAGCUGUUUCAGAAGAAACAGAAGAAAAAAAUACAGUUUCUGAUGAAGGAUCAAAAGACUUUCAUAUUGAUACUGAUCCUCUAACAGGCAAACAUAUAGAAAAUGAUAAUAAAACAUUAAAUGAUGUAUUAGAAGAACCUCAUCUCCCGCCUCCAGAAGAAGUCAAUGAUGGGAUACCUCUUGCUGGGGAAGAUGCACCUGCUAUGACUCUCACUUUAGAAGAUAAACUUGAAAAUACUAGUUCACAAUCUGUUGUCAAAGAAUGUUACAACAACAGCCACAGUUCCCAUCGAACAACCUCUCAUAACAGAACCUCCUGCCACUCCUUCUGCAACGCCUCCUCCAACAGUUUGAACCUCCAACAGAGUCACUUUCAAGUAACAAAAAGAAACAGAAGUCACCCAAGAAGAAAAAAACAUGUUACAAAUAGUUCAUCAUCAAGUGAUUCUAGCAGUGAUUCAGAUUCUUCCAAUUGGAGUUGCAGAUCAAACUGUAGUUGUUCAAGCUCUAGUUCCAAUAGUUCCAGUUCAUCUAGUUCCGAUUCUGACAGUUCAACAUCGGAAGGCAGACGAAGACUUGCAGCUAGAAAAGAGAAGAAGAAAGAAAGGUUAAAACAUAAACAUCAUAAAGAAGAGCUGACUCCUACUCCUGAGGAACCUCCACCACCUCCUCCAGAUGAAGAUCCUGUUGUCGAUGCUCCUGCAGAAGCAGUUGAAUUACCAAUAAGAGAAUCAGAUUUAGACACAGAUGAGUCAUCUACUGAUGAAGAUUUCUAUGACAAGUAUCCGCAGAGCCAGGCCAAACAGCAGAUGGAGGAGAGAAACUUGAUGUUGUUGGCUAGUGUUGCACUUGUGAAUGAUGGAACGGUUUCUCCACCACCUCCAACACUGCCCCCACCGCCACCACCUCCACCAACACCACCACCACCAGUAGCUCCUACUGUUGAGGAAACAUCUCCUCCGCCACCUGUUAUUAGAAGAAAGGUUAAAAAUAAGAGAAGACGAAGAUCCCAACAAAGUAAAAAGUUUACAAGUAAAACCGGGUCACCACAUCAGCAGAUUAAACCUUCUACGUCAAUGAAUAUACCGAGUGCAACGUCUACUCCAGUUUCCUUGGUGUCAACAAACCAUCAUAAUCUGAUAACAAAAGUCGCUUCACCCCUCCGUACACCCAUCGCUACUUUGCAGUCGGAUGCAACAGCAGGCAGUGGUUUCUGA